AUGUGCUUGCGCCGGGUGGAAAAUGAGUUUUACGCCAUGCGCCAGGUUGCCUGUGAGCUCGCACUGGACCCGAACACAGCAAACCAGUCUCUCCUUCUCUCUGAGAGCAACAAAAAGGUGACACAUGUGACUGAGAAGUGCCCGUAUCCUGACCACCCCAAGAGAUUUGACGAAUGGCAUCAGCCAGGCGGCAUUCCCCUUCUGAGGAAGCUGUGCUAUGCAGUGGGGGGCAUCCCCUACCAGAUCACCAACAUUGCCAUCGGCUUCUGCCUGCAGGUUUUCCUUCUGGACGUGGUCAGGAUGGAGGCUUCUCUUGUGUCCCUGAUUCUGUUCCUGAGCCGGGCCUGGGAUGCCAUCACUGACCCCCUGGUGGGGUACCUGGUCAGCAGGACUCCCCACACACCCAUCGGCAAGCUGCUGCCAUGGAUGGCAAUCUCCACUCCUCUUGGGAUCCUCUCCUAUGUCCUGCUGUGGCUAGUCCCCGGGGAUACAGCAUCUCUGGCCGUCACUCUCCCCUGGUACCUCUUCACCAGCUGUCUGUUUGAGACUUUCAUGAGUUGUUACCACGUCCCGUACACCUCCCUCAACAUGUUCCUGGGUGGACACCAGACUGACAGAGACUCGGCCACUGCCUACAGGAUGUGUUUGGAGAUGCUUGCCAUGUUGUUCAGCUCAGUGGUGCAGGGGCAGGUCAUGAGGGUGUUUUACACCGAGAGAGACCACGUCUGCCUGGACAAGGAAGUCCAGACCCUUCAGCACGCGCACAGCACUCUGGCUCCUGUUCACCCUGCUCUCCCAAACACGAAGAAGGCCUUCAUGAUGUCUGCUAUGGUCCUGGGAGGCAUCUACUUCCUGUGUAGCCUGACUCUCUUCCUGGGAGUGAAAGAGCAGCAUGCUCGCCUCCACGCUGAGGAGAAGACGCAUCAGCCGUAUUUUUCCAGUCUGAAGAUGCUUGUGCAACACGCCCCAUACACACGCCUGGUGCUUGGUUUCCUCUUCUCCUCCCUUGCCUUCCAGAUGUCCCUGGGGAAUUUCGCCUUGUACUGCACACAUGCCUCAGGUCUUGGACCCCAGUUCCAGUACAUCAUCCUUGUGCUGCUGACCACCGCUGCCAUCUCCGUACCUCUGUGGCAGGUGCUCCUGGUCAGGGUGGGCAAGAAGACGACGCUCUUUAUUGGACUGCCGCUGUUCAUCCCUGCUCUGAUAGUGCUGGUGUCAGUGCCUAGUAAUCUGGCUGUGUACAUGGCCAUUAGCGUGCUCAGUGGGAGCAGCCUGGCCACGCUGUUCCUGCUGCCCUGGUCCAUGCUUUCAGAUGUGAUAGAUGACUUCGCCCUGAAGAACCCCACCUGUAGGGAGAUGGAGCCUCUGUUCUUCUCCUGCUACGUGUUCUGCAAUAAGCUGGGCGGAGGUCUGUCCAUAGGCUUCUCCACUAUGGUCCUGCACUUUGCAGGCUACCAGGCGGGCGCGUGUAGCCAUGGCGAUGGGGUGAUAACAGCCCUGCGGGUGUUGUUUGCCGCCGUGCCUAUUGGCCUGUUAGUGCUGGGUCUGGUCUUCUUCUACCUCUACCCCAUCAAUGAGACGCACCAGCGACUGAGCAGGACACCCAACGAUCAGGAACGGGCAACACUUGAAGAAGUCACCUGUUCCACUGAAGUGGACAUUCAGAGCUUGACACAGAGUGUUUCACCAGGAGUGCCGCCUUUCACCUCUAGAGGUCAGAGGUCAAGUUCAAGGUCAGACUGUAGCCACAUGCCUGGUCACAUGACAAAAACACCCUCUCAGAACUCAAGACGAAGUUCCUCUUCUCACCGUGUGUCGAAACAACCCCAAAUGGUAUCUCCCAGCCCAAACCAGAGAAAGACCAGGACAAGGAUUUCACAGCGCCACACCAGCGCUUCUAAACGCGAGUCACUUCAGCAUCCAAUCAGACUGAAUUCAAACUUAAUUUCCCAUGAAUCUCAGUGUGGUGACCUACAGCCAGUUUGGGCAAAGGUGACCUGGGUUUAG
Alosa alosa (allis shad) is the source of this 2007-nucleotide messenger RNA. RefSeq names its product major facilitator superfamily domain containing 2a-like 2 (gene mfsd2al2). Gene Ontology annotation, biological process: carbohydrate transport. The coding region runs from base 1 to 2007 and encodes 668 amino acids. Gene Ontology annotation, cellular component: membrane. Gene Ontology annotation, molecular function: symporter activity. The record is from RefSeq and is a predicted model, not a curated record. NCBI's taxonomy places the organism in Eukaryota, Metazoa, Chordata, Actinopteri, Clupeiformes, Clupeidae. The transcript is spliced from 15 exons.